Messenger RNA from Halteromyces radiatus, 1523 nucleotides. RefSeq lists its product as uncharacterized. The transcript is spliced from 2 exons. The record is from RefSeq and is a predicted model, not a curated record. Lineage: Eukaryota; Fungi; Mucoromycota; Mucoromycetes; Mucorales; Cunninghamellaceae. Bases 183 to 1274 code for a protein of 363 amino acids.
AAAAGAUUGAUUACGCGGUAUUUAAAAAAAAACUUUUUUUUUUUUGUCUUUCACCCGUUUUCUGUUCUCUCCCUCUUUUUCUUCCCAUUUUUAUUUUUAAUUUUUCUCUUUCAAAAGUUUUAUCUUUAUUUCCCUUUUCUUUGUCAACUAUCUAACAUAUUCACAUUCCUACUAUUUUCCCAAUGAAAAGACCGAAUAAAAAGAUCAUUGCAGUGGAACUUGAUCAAAUUCUCGUGCGAACCUUGGAUACCUUUUUGGCCUGGCAUAAUGAUACUUACAAUACUGAUAUGACCAUGACGGAUGUGUACUACAACUGUACGAGAGAUAUGACUCGGGUGUUUGGUGGGACAAAAGAAGAAGGUUGUGCCAAACUACGUGAAUUCUAUGACUCAACUGCGUUCCAUGAUAUGGUACCAUUGAAGGAUAAUGACGACGAUAGUUCUGGUAGCGAUGACAAUACUCAACAACAACAACAACAACAAUGGGGUGCUUUGGAAGUAUUACAAGCUCUCAAGAAACGAAAAUGGGUAUUGGUGAUUGUAACUUAUCGUCCUCAAUUUACUCAAGCAACUACUCAACGAUUUAUUGAUCGUUAUUAUCCAGGUCUUUUCGAUGGAAUAUAUUAUUGUAAUCAAGGACUUUCCGUAGCAGAUCAAUUAGAUUAUGUACCUAAACCUAUUGCUAUCAUGUGUCAAGAAAUUGGUGCAGAUUAUCUUAUUGAUGACACCCUGGAACAUUGUUUGGAUUGCAGCAUGCUGGAUAUGACGCUCUUACUGUAUGAUCAUCAUGGUAAAUACACCUACAACCAUAUUGUACCUAAUAAACGACCAAGAUAUGGCCGACCCACUUUGACUUCCACAUCCAAACAACUUUACCAACGUUCCGCUAAUUGUACUUCCACUUUACCCAAAAAUGUGAUCCGUGUGAAAUCUUGGAAGGAUAUUUUGGAUCAAUUCCCUAUGCCAACCAGUCCCUUACGGUUUUGUCACUAUCCUAUAUCAUCCACCACUAAUCAAAGAUCAAGGCUAAAAACAACAACAACAUCAACUACUACUCAGGUGACUUCUUGGUCCACGGGCAAAAGACAUUAUGAUCAACUCUACUUACCGGAUGAUAUGAAUAAUGACGAUAAUAAUGACUACCAUAGCGAUGGUAACGACGACAACAUUGAUGAUGAUGAUGAUGAUGAUCAAGAUGAUGAAGAACAAGAAGAUGAAGAUGAUGAUGAUGACUAUCGAUCUACUUGGAGUGACCGUGAUGCUAUUGCCGUUUGAAACCUCAUUACUUUUGUUUGUACCUCCUCGUUUAGUUUAGUUUUUGCAUACUUUGCCACAAAAGAUUGAUUCUAUUGUUUUUCAUACCCCCUUCUCUUCUUUCUUUACUAUUAUGAUUUUUCUUUUAUAUUCAACUCCUACUUUUUUUUUCCCCCAACCCCCUUUUGAAUUCCUAGUUUGGUGUAGACACUUAUACAAAAAUUUUUUUUUACCAAUAAAAAAAGAAAAUAUGCAUUUUGAAAUGCCGCG